This is a messenger RNA of Eruca vesicaria subsp. sativa (arugula), 231 nucleotides long. NCBI's taxonomy places the organism in Eukaryota, Viridiplantae, Streptophyta, Magnoliopsida, Brassicales, Brassicaceae. The record is from the annotation of a GenBank genome assembly.
AUGAGAUGUUCAUGGCCGACACGCUUCACCUUCUCGAUGGUCCUCACGGUCGUCAUCGCCAUGCUUGCCGUAGCUUAUGGAUAUUCAUCUGUUUCAUCAUCAAACCAUAGGUUUCCUCAUUACAAGUACAAAGCUCCACUUCCUCCAACGACUUAUUCUCCUUACCGUUACUUCUCACCGCCUCCACCUCCUCCGGUUACUGAUUCAGAUUCUGCCGCUUAUGCUCGAUAA